Sphenostylis stenocarpa is the source of this 327-nucleotide messenger RNA. The record is from the annotation of a GenBank genome assembly. NCBI's taxonomy places the organism in Eukaryota, Viridiplantae, Streptophyta, Magnoliopsida, Fabales, Fabaceae.
AUGGAUGAUGAGGUAAUGGUGGAGAAAAUCCCCGGCAAAUCAACGGUCAAGAUCCGCCACUGCUCUAUAGUAAGGAGACCUAGCCGCAUGACUACAAUCUUUGUGAUUAUAUGGGUACAAUACAUUGAUCCCCCAAGUUCGAAAGAGUUGUUAGUGAUGGAGAAACUAAGAAAGUUUUCCUUCUUUGAUCUGGACCUUGCCGAGGAAAAGACCAAGGGUGAUGGUAGAAACCUUUCAAAAAUAGACGAGAAUGCUCAAAUUGUCGUGGAGCGCAUUGAAACUAGGUUGCCCUUGAGAGAAGGUUACUCCUGGUUGUUCCUUGUGUGA